GCUCUCAAAAAGCUUCAGAAGCUUCGCCUCUGUGUUGGUAGUUUAGGUGGCAUUGAAGUUCUGGGUGGUUAUUAUAAGAAUCUUUUUUCAAAUAUCGUUUUUGAAAAUCGUCUGGUGAAUUUUUGAACAUAUUUUGGAUCUUUGACUCAUUUGCAAAGAACCUUUGACCAUUGCUUUGUUUACGAUUUCUGGGCCAAUUUGAAUCAGUGUUUGAAUUUAGAAGCGUAUGAGAUGCCGAUUAUAAUACGCAGUGUAAUCGAAUAUAGUUUUCAAUAUGUUCAAAAAGCUCUCCAUUGCAAGUAGUCAUGACCAAAUAAGGAGUGCAAGUUGCCAUUGAUCUAGGUCUGGUCGACUCAAAUAGAAAUUGAUAGACGACGCUUGUCUAAAAAUGAACAGCUAUAUUCGGCGCUCUUUCUUAUUUUGGUUUUUCUAUCAAAUGUUAUUUUACCUGAGUGAGACGUGGCUAAAAUUACCAUCAGCCAGGUUGCUUUAAAUAUAUUUGAUGCGUUUAAAUUACGUCAUUUAAGUUUGAGAGUAACUAUGUGAAUAUUUGAAACAGUUCAAAUCUAAUGAAAGGCAUAGAUAUUUUACUUUUGCUCCGAGUUAUUGCGAAGCGAAAUAACAGAGUUAAAAUGAUCAAUUUCUCAUCGUGCAAUCCGGAAUCAACUAUAACUUCGUGGGCCAGAGUUAAUAGAAAAGUUGGCUUGGAAAACAAAUCAAGACAAGAUCUUCUGCUGCCUGAAUUAGAAGAGCGGGACAAGAUUCGCUUCGUUUGUCUCUCAGAUACUCACAACAAACACACUGAUGUGGUUUUGCCUGAAGGCGAUGUACUAAUACACACUGGCGAUUUCUGUAUGCGAGGCGUGAUAGAUGAGGCCGAGGAGUUCAACCGGUGGUUAGGCACUUUACCCUUCGAGCACAAAGUCGUGAUUGCUGGUAACCACGAUAUGUGUCUGGACACACGAAUGAAAAGAGGUCGCAAAAUUGUAGACGGACAUGAGCUGUUUACGAACUGCUAUUAUUUACAAGAAGAGAGCGUUGAAAUUGAGGGUUACAAGAUUUUUGGGUCGCCUUGGGUUCCCACGUUUGGUUUCUGGGGCUUCAUGGAAAACAGAAGUGAGAUCAAACAAUACUGGGACAAGAUUCCCUCGGAUACAGAUAUUCUAUUGACUCAUGGGCCGCCAAUGGGAGUACUUGACAAAUGCGAAUCAGGAGCUCUAGCGGGUUGUAUGCACUUAUUAGACGCAGUGGUAAAUAGAGUGAAGCCGAAAUAUCACGUGUUUGGACAUAUUCACGAAGACCGAGGAAUCGCGCACGCCGCGUUUAGUGAAACGACAUUCAUCAAUGCAGCUAAUUGUACAAUUUUCUACCAAGCAGAGAACGAACCAAUAGUAUUCGAGCUACCGAGAAAACAUUAAAUUCCCAUUGUAGCAAACAAAACGAAUCCAAAUUAAGUUUUUUUAAUGCCUCCAAAACUAAUUUGAGUAAUAAAUUAGGUAGUAAAUUAAUCAUCAUCGUUUUUUAAGUGCGUCCUAUGAUACAUCUGAGCUACUAGACUUAUUUACACAAGGGAGCUGUUGAAUUUUGUGUUUUAUUAUGAGUCGACUUUCCAAUCCAAUUCGCAUAAAUUAGUGCUCUUUUUGGUGGCUCUUUUGCUGCACACUCUUUUGCUGCGCAGUUAAUUAGCAUGUGCUCUCCGCUUCACUGAACGAGAAAAAAACGUGAAAAAAAUUAAAGAAAAUCACAGUUGACAAGCUUAGGAAUUAUUGAACGACUUUAAAUUCUAGUUUAAAAAAACGCGUCCAUAAACCUAGAAACAAAGUCCGACCGGAAUUCGAACCCUGAACAUAAAGAUCCGAAGUCUCGCUUUUUACUACUAGACCUAGUGUAAUUUACUACUUAAAUUGAAGUUUGUUUAGCUGAAAAAAAGACUACUUCCCAAUCACAAGUACGAUGGCUCUUGUAGGUGCAAAAAUGUUGUUAAAAAACGUUAAAAAGUGAGAAUUGUCCUUCUGCGAUCAAUCAAACUUGAUAUUUCUGAUAUAAUUUUAAAAACAAAAAAAAACUUGCCCGCAACUCGAUACCAUUGCAAAAACUAUAUUAUAGCAAUUUAUGCACAUAAUAUUCAUACAUAUGUAGCAUGCGCAAUGCAAAUCUUAACUCUUUUUCAUUUUCGUCGUUUCAUAUGAGCAUUUCGUCUUUGCUCCUCCGAUUUAAAACCAUAGCCAAAAAACUGGAAAGAUGUACAAGGAAACCGAAAAAAUAACUAAUUGAAAAUGAUCGAACAUUUUUUUAACCUUCGAAAGAAAAGAUAUCACGCUGAAACUCUUCGAAUUUCAAAUGUUUAUGAUUAACAGUAUUUUUGCUUAAAUAAGCCAUUUUACGAAAACUGGAUAAAUAGGUAUUUUUUAUUCCCCUGGGAAUUCAGAACACUUAAGUCCAUUUUAUUGAAACUAGAAGUCAUUCACGUUUUUCGUGAUUUUUACACUUUUGCUGUUCGUAAGUCGAGUUUGCCUUCCUUUAAACAACGGAAAUAAAUUGAACUGAAAACUAUAGGCAAAAUCAAAUUUACGUGUGAACAAAAUUGAGGGAUUUUUCUGGGAAAAAAAUCAGCCAGACCUACAUAAGUGAAAAUUCAUUCAAUUAAGCACCGAGAACGUCUUCAACACUCGGAGUUCACAUACUUUACACAGAGGCAAAGCGGAGCAUAUUUUGCAAAAAUAGCAUUUUCAGCUAGCAGACAGGAAAGAAAAGGAGAGCCACUAAAUCUUACGAAAAAAGAAAAGUUUUCGAAACCACUAUUUAAAAUUUUGCCUGAAAAUGAUGUUUUAUUUGCGGAAAACACGUCGAAACACUUUCGACUGCGUUUAAUGAAAAUUCAAAAGCAAAAUUAAAGAAGUUGUCAUGAAAUCAGAUGCAAUCCAGAUGCAACUAUACGUAAUACAGUUCCCUCGAUCGGCUUUAAUUUAAGUAAUAUAAAACGAAAUCAUUUAGCAGACAAACAAUGAGCCGACAAUUUUGUUGCAACGGAAUAUUUCCCGUUCGAAAAAAGGUCCUGGUCAGAUUGGAACCCAGGACCUUUGCCAUCCCAGGCGUAUUCAUUACCUCCAUACUAAGUUCACCGGAGGCGCUUAGAAAUUCAAUUUUAUUAUGAGCCAAGAUACCAAUUCAUUCUAUUAAACAAGUUGCUAAUCCGAAAAAUGAGUCUAUACCCCGAUAUGAUAACACUUGCUAUGAUAACGCUUGCAAGCGUAAUUACUUCCUAGACUUUUAAAAGUACCCAACAAUGCGGCAGACCGCAUUUGUUCUAUUUAGAAACAAGCAGGUACGGUACAAUUUUAGCUUCUUUUCUUCGAAUCUUCCACCAAACGCUAUCUAUAUAAAAUUUCAGCUGCUAAAUUUUUCAUCAAGUUACAUAUCUUUUAGAGCGGGGCGUUCAACAGUG
Messenger RNA from Symsagittifera roscoffensis, 3445 nucleotides. Its product is annotated as metallophosphoesterase domain-containing protein 1-like. The record is from RefSeq and is a predicted model, not a curated record. The transcript has a single exon. Gene Ontology annotation, molecular function: hydrolase activity. NCBI's taxonomy places the organism in Eukaryota, Metazoa, Xenacoelomorpha, Acoela, Convolutidae. Bases 570 to 1418 code for a protein of 282 amino acids.